Molecule: messenger RNA, 2310 nt
Organism: Vespa mandarinia (Asian giant hornet)
Lineage: Eukaryota; Metazoa; Arthropoda; Insecta; Hymenoptera; Vespidae
Gene: 5-HT7
Product: 5-hydroxytryptamine receptor 7
Biological process (GO): adenylate cyclase-activating adrenergic receptor signaling pathway; positive regulation of MAPK cascade
Cellular component (GO): plasma membrane
Molecular function (GO): G protein-coupled receptor activity
Source: RefSeq, a predicted model, not a curated record
UUUUCUUUUUUUCUUUUUUUUCCUUUUUUUUUUUUUAUUAUUCACCUUGUCGAAACUUGGUUCUAAAACUGUAACACACAGUUAUAUAAUCCUUGAAAGUUCUGCGAUUGGUCGAGCGAAGUAAUCCACUCGAUAUCGACCAAUCACGGUUAACAAAUGAUCUACGUGCAAGCUCAUCGAACCAAUUAACCGUAUUUUCCAAGAUGGCGAUCAGAUCGUUUCGUGUUCGAAGAACUUUCGAAGUGUUUGAGGAUUAUCUAUACGUUUUUUCUUUGUCGUACGUAACAAUUACGUUCACAAAUUAAGACGAUCGUUUUAACGAUUAAAGAAAUUCAUCGACGUUGCAUUCUUCGUAGAAAAGAAUCGAUGAGAAUAAAUUCACGAGGUGGAAAGAAAAAAAAUCAUUGUUCCUGUUUGAUCAUUUACGAGACAUUGGUGUCACUCUUUCGUUUCGUUGUAAUCGUUUUAUCAGACAAGAUGGCUUCAUACUUCGAAAAUAUGAAAUUUUUUCAGAGAGGAUCGUCAAAGGUCAAAAAGUUAGAAGGUAGAAAUUCCCAUGCGCGUUCGGAGCAACCGUGGAGGGCCACGGUCGAAAGGAGAGAAGGAGCAUGACGUAGUAAUUGGCGAGGGGGGCGUUUGGGAUGCUCCUGACUUCCGGCUAGGGUCGUAUGGAGGGGAAAGACGAGACCACCACGGAGGACACCCUAUUUUUCAAUCUGACGACCGUCGCUACCAACGACAUCGACGAGUUACUACCAAGAUUUCCCGGAAAGCAUUCGCUUUACACGCCUCUUCAGGCUAUACUGAUCGCCCUGGUGCUGGUAGGCAUUAUCGUCGGCACUGUCAUUGGAAACAUCCUGGUUUGCGUCGCGGUAUUCCUCGUUAGGAAGCUACGACGACCGUGCAACUAUCUAUUGGUUAGCCUUGCUGUCAGUGAUCUCUGCGUGGCGCUCCUGGUAAUGCCGAUGGCAUUGCUAUAUGAGAUAUCCCAUAAUUGGACAUUCGGAGCGCUUAUGUGUGAUCUUUGGGUUAGCUUCGAUGUACUCAGUUGCACCGCCAGUAUUCUCAAUCUAUGUAUGAUAUCUCUCGAUCGGUACUGGGCGAUCACGAAGCCUCUUCAAUAUGGCGUAAAAAGGACACCAAAACGGAUGAUAAUCUACGUUACCCUCGUUUGGCUCGUCGCAGCUUGCGUUAGUCUGACGCCAUUGUUGAUUAUCGAAAAUGCUCAUACCUAUUCGGAAACUGGACCGUCACACUGCACCGUCUGUCAGAAUUUCUUUUACCAGAUCUACGCAACCCUCGUCAGCUUCUACAUACCUCUAAUUGUCAUGAUACAGGUGUAUUACAGGAUAUUCUGUGCAGCCCGAAAGAUAGUUCUCGAGGAAAGAAAGGCUCAAAGCCAUUUGGAAAGCCGCUGUUACCUCGAUAUUGAACCAUCCGUGCAGAAUCCAAUGGCGCCUGGUAUAAAUCGUCAAUUUAAUUCAGAAGUAAUUACGGAACAAGGUAGUCCACCUGUCAAACAACACAGAAGUUCCAGUGCUUCCACUACGAUACGUUCGAAAGCUCGUGGCGAAUGCAGGCCGGAAAAUAAAACACCGUGCAGCGGUCAUGCAGUGAGAUGUUUCGCCGGUGGUCCACGAAAAAGCAACGAGUCGCAGUGUCCGAUGUUGCAGAAGUUAGAGAAGCCAAUUUUAUCGUCGUCUACGACGACGAUGACACCGUCGAUAACGUCGACGUCGAAACCGACAUUGAUAAGGAAUCAUUUGAACAGCACCUGUAGCGUAACCAAUUCGCCUCAUCAAAAGAAAUUAAGGUUCCAUUUGGCGAAGGAAAGGAAAGCUAGUACGACAUUGGGCAUCAUAAUGAGCGCAUUCAUCAUCUGUUGGUUGCCAUUUUUUGUUCUUGCAUUGGUCAGACCAUUCCUUCCCGAUCCACAGGCUAUUCCAACAUUUUUAUCGAGUCUAUUCCUUUGGUUGGGUUAUUGCAAUAGCCUUUUGAAUCCGAUUAUUUACGUCACCCUUAAUAGGGAUUUUCGUAAGCCAUUCCGUGAGAUAUUAUGUUUCCGAUGCAGCAGCUUAAAUCACAUGAUGCGAGAAGAGUUCUAUCAAAGUCAAUAUGGCGAUCCAGUGAAUAACUAUGAAAUAAAAGCCGGCGAAACCGAAAGCGGUGAUAGAUUGGACGAUCAAGGGGUCGAAGCAAUCGACGUUGUGGCGAAUACACCUAAUGAGAGCUUUCUAUGAUCAAAGUGAAUAAUUAUUACCUUUAUCAAAUGAAUUCUUCUCACUGAUCUGAGCUUCUUAUGAGGAUAUA